Aspergillus affinis is the source of this 1626-nucleotide messenger RNA. Its product is annotated as terpenoid synthase. Gene Ontology annotation, cellular component: cytoplasm. The transcript has 2 exons. The record is from RefSeq and is a predicted model, not a curated record. Bases 1 to 1626 code for a protein of 541 amino acids. Gene Ontology annotation, biological process: trans, trans-farnesyl diphosphate biosynthetic process. Gene Ontology annotation, molecular function: (2E,6E)-farnesyl diphosphate synthase activity; phosphoprotein phosphatase activity; dimethylallyltranstransferase activity. NCBI's taxonomy places the organism in Eukaryota, Fungi, Ascomycota, Eurotiomycetes, Eurotiales, Aspergillaceae.
AUGGCUACAGCUGUACCUAACGGUAAACUCUAUCGCGGGUUAUCUGUUCCCGAAACGGGAGCCAUUUGCCUGAAGAGAGAGCUAUCAAAGAAGGAAUUUCGGGAGCUGAGCAUUCUUGGCUGGCUCGUUGAGAUGCUUCAGGCGAACAUUCUUAUCCUGGACGACAUCAUGGACGAAUCCACUACCCGCCGGGGUCAGCCUUGCUGGUACAAACGCGAAGAAGUAGGACUGUCCGCGAUUAAUGAUGCAAGCAUUCUGAAAUCUGCUCUAUUUAUGCUUCUGAAGAAGCAUUUCACCCAUCAUCCGUCCUACUUGCAAAUGGUGGAGAGUUUCCAGGAAAUUGCCCUGUUGACCGAAAGUGGCCAGGAGAAUGAUGAACUGGUGACCAGGGAGCCUGAUCCUCAGAAGUGGACUCUGGGGCAUUAUGAGAGCAUCACGCUGCUGAAAGGGGGAUAUUACAGCUUCUAUCUAUCGGUUCUCUUGGGUCUGCAGUACGUUAAUAUUGCAACGCCGCUGAAUGUCAAGCAAACCGAAGCAACUUUGGUGCCACUUGGGCAGUUUUAUCAAGUCCAAAACGAUUACCUCGAUAUCUUCGGCGAUAGCGCACGCACGGGGAAGCUCGGCAAUGACAUCAACGAGAAUAAAUGCUCUUGGGCUGUUAUCCAGGCACUGCGCAUCUGCAAUGAGGAACAGCGGAAUAUCAUCUGCCAGAAUUAUGGCAAGCCUGGAGUGAAAUUCGCAAGGGAUGUACAGAAUGUGUUCGAGUCGUUGCCACUAGUUGAGUUGUUUCGGGUGGAGACAGAGAAACUGUUCAAUGGUGGUUUGCGCCAUAAGAUAAAAGAACUAGAUGAGGGCGAAGGGUUGCGCAGAGGAAUCUUUGGAGGAUUUUCGGUCUCGCCUACACAGUUUGUGCGGCAGGGCACAAUCUUUCGUUCUGCCAACCCAAGAAACCUUGAUGAAUCCGAAUUCUCGAAGCUGUACGAUGGCUGCGGAAUUAGAGCAAUCUUCGACUUGCGACACAGCACCUUUGAUGACUCAACCCAUCAAACAUAUAUGGUUGGGCCCAUUCCAGUCUUCAGUGCCCCAGCAGUGGAGGCCUUUGAAGAAGGAUUCCUGCAAAAAUAUUUUGAUCUGCUUAUGACGAACCCUGUCGAUGCUCUCUUGGACCUAUAUAUUUGUAUCCUGCAUUCAGCAACAGAUGGACUUCGCGUGAUCUUCAAUUUCAUUCUCGAAAACCCACACAAACCAUUAUUGAUCAACUGUGAGCUGGGAAAGGAUCGCAUAGGAGUCGUCAUUGCCGUGAUACUUCUCGUAUUGGGGGUGUUGGAUAACAAUAUCGUUGAGGAUUUUCGUCAAUUAGAGAAAGGUAUAGCAAAUAUCGUUACUGGUAGAAAAGAGAAGAUGAGAGAAUUGCUGUCGUCGCAGGGUGUAUCGGCGCACUCCGAUGCGCUGGAUAUUCAUUUCUCUGCGGUCCCUGAGGCUAUGAGUACCUUUCUCGUGCGUUCCAGACAGGUUCAGGGCAGUGGGAAACUAUUUCUUCGGAGUAUCGGGUUCACACAGGCAGAUGUUAUUACUAUACAGAACAAUCUGCUUUCAGACAUGUGGUGGACCGAUGGUAAAAAUUGA